Messenger RNA from Brugia malayi, 435 nucleotides. RefSeq names its product thioesterase family protein. Lineage: Eukaryota; Metazoa; Nematoda; Chromadorea; Rhabditida; Onchocercidae. Gene Ontology annotation, molecular function: fatty acyl-CoA hydrolase activity. The transcript is spliced from 3 exons. The record is from RefSeq and is a predicted model, not a curated record. The coding region runs from base 1 to 435 and encodes 144 amino acids.
AUGGCUAACAAAAGUUUAAUCUAUCUAAAAAAGAUGUUUCGUGAUUUCGAAGGAACGAAGGAUUUCGCGUAUUGCGUACGGAAUUGUGUGAUAAACAAAGCUACUGAAGACGGACAUGUCGAAAUUGAGUUGAAGGUAGCUGAUGAACAUCUUAAUCCAUCCGGCACAAUACACGGUGGCUUUACUGCAACAUUGGUCAACAUUGUUUCCACUGCGGCUGUUCUCGCUUCCGGUAGACCGACAGGUGGCCGUUCUGUGGAUUUAUCCAUUUCGUAUCAGAGUGUAGCAAAGCCUGGUGAAACGAUCAUUGCCGAGUCAACCGUCCGAAAGACAACGCGUAAUUUAGCAUUCAUUAACACAAAAGUUUACCGGAAAAUCGACAACAUGAGUAUAGCUACUGGUCAAGACACCAAAACAUUUCUGCCAGUUGAAUGA